AUGAACGCUGUCGCACGGGGCCUGGCCGGUGGGACCGCCUGCUCGCUACCAGCUCGGCUGCUGGCGUUUGCCGUGUUCCUGGGCGUAUAUGCCGGAGGCGUGUACCACGCCUGGCAUGCGCUGGCGAUCCAGCGGCACGCGCUGCCAGCAGCAACAGCGCGGCAGCUUGGGGCAGCUCUGGCGCCGCCGCCACCGGCCGCUGCGGCGGCAGCGGCGAGCGCCGCCAGCACCUUGUGCGGCCCCACCAUUCGCGUCCACUGCACGCUGCUGCCCGGAGAGCCUGAGCAGCAUGGCCAGCUGGCAGUGGACCUGCAGACUCUGGCGGCGCGGCAUCUGCAGCCGGCGCUGAGCCAACUGGCACCGGCCCGCGUGGGCAGCAAUGUGCUGCUCUACCCGCCGCGCCUGCCCGCGCAGCAGCUGCGCUGGGACGAGCAGCGGCAGGCGCACGUGCUAGCCGCGGCGGCGGCGGCAUCCUGGGCCCAGCGCAUGCAGCAGCUGGCAUGGUCUGCCGUCCAGGCGCACGCCGACAGCAGCCUGGAGCUGGCGGCAGCGGCGGUGCUCCUGUAUGUGCCUCCGCCAGCACACCUGCCGCUCCUGCUGGAGCUUGGCGGUGGCGACGCCAGUGCCAGUAUGCAACUCCCAGACAGCAGCCUGCUGCUCAUAGUAAACCAUAACGGCAGCGGUGACAGCAGCGGCAACGGCAGCUGCGGCAGCAUCACAGGUCCCCAUGCCAGCCAAGAGGAGCAGCUGGCCGGUGCCAUCCUGUCCUGGCUGCUGCAGCCGCUGGCGGCGAGCAGCGGCGGUGGCAGCGGCGCCACCUCCUCCCCCGACACCCUGCAGCAGCUGCGCCGCAGCCUGACCGCGGCGUGUGCAGCCGAGGCGGCGGUGGCGCUUCAGCGGUUUGUCGGGGCCGCCGAGGCGGCUCCUGACCAGCCAGUGACGGCUGCCAUGGCCAGCCGAGCCGCCGAGGUGGUGCAGCUGCUGAAGGCGGUGGCAGCCCAGCAGCAGGAGGAGCAGGCGGCGGAGGCGGGCCAGGGUGCGGCCACCCAAGGCCUGGCGGCUGCCAGAGGCGCCUGGGCUGCCGCCCACCAGUUGCUGCAUGACCCGGGGACGGGCGCGAGCCAGGCGUUCCCGCCAGAGCACACGCUGGCGGUGCUGCUGCCGCUGGCGCUGCCGGUGUCGCUGGUGCUGGUGCAGGCAGCGGGCCGCGAGGCGGCGGCGUGGCGGAAGCGGCGUGCGGCUGAGCAGGCAGCGGCGGAAGCACACGGCAAAGCAGACUGA
Messenger RNA from Chlorella variabilis, 1281 nucleotides. RefSeq lists its product as hypothetical. Lineage: Eukaryota; Viridiplantae; Chlorophyta; Trebouxiophyceae; Chlorellales; Chlorellaceae. The record is from RefSeq and is a predicted model, not a curated record. Bases 1 to 1281 code for a protein of 426 amino acids. The transcript has 2 exons. Gene Ontology annotation, cellular component: GPI-anchor transamidase complex. Gene Ontology annotation, biological process: attachment of GPI anchor to protein.